UUUAGAGAAUGUUCAGAAAGCGAGUGAAAAUCGAAGAAAACACGCAGCCCGUGGAAAGUCAGCAGCAGGAUCAGAAACAGGAGCAGCCACAUCCCACCGAAUCCAACUUGGACUCGUGGAGGAGCUGCCUCCUGCUGGCUUCUGGCCAUGGACGCCUGGUGGCUACCAGGCCCUACAACACGGUGGCCAACUUUAACGUCAUGCCGCCUCUCAAAGCGAUGCCCGUCAAGGACGAGGAGCGACUGGAGAGGAUCUUCAAGCAACUGGAUCGCGAUGGUGACGGCCGCAUCGAUAUCCAUGACCUGUCGGCGGCCCUGCACGAUCUCCAUGGCCUGUCGGGUGUCUAUGCCGCCAGGUUCCUGCAACAACAACCGGAUUUCGGGACAGGAUUGGGCCUAAGCUUUGCCGAAUUCCUGCACUAUGUGCGUGAGCAUGAAAAAAACCUGGUACUGCAAUUCUCGCGACUGGACAUGAACGGCGAUGGGCAGGUGAAUGUUGAAGAAUUGAUAGCCGCCUUCAAGGAUCUCGGUUUGGACAUAGACCUGGACGAGGCAAAGAAUCUGCUGACACGGAUUGACAAGGACGGAAGCCUGAAUAUCAGCGUUAACGAGUGGCGGGAUUUUAUGCUCUUGGCUCCGUCCAAGGAUAUCAGGGAUUUGAUUCAGUUUUGGCGACACUCUACCUACCUGGACAUUGGUUCGGAAAUGAAUCCCAUACCCGAUGAUUUUCUGGAAGAGAAUCUGAAAACAGGCGUGUGGUGGCGACACUUACUAGCUGGCGGCUUAGCCGGUGCCGUUUCCAGGACCUGCACAGCCCCACUGGACAGGAUUAAGGUGUAUCUGCAGGUGCAAACCCAUAGAAUGCGCAUCACCGAAUGUAUGCAGAUUAUGCUCAAGGAGGGCGGUUCACGGAGCAUGUGGCGUGGCAAUGGCAUUAAUGUGCUCAAAAUUGCCCCCGAAACGGCCUUGAAAUUUACAGUCUACGAGCAGAUAAAGCAACUGAUAAGAGGCAAGGAUGCCGGCCGUCAGAUGAGCAUAGCAGAGCGUUUCUAUGCCGGUGCUGCUGCUGGUGGCAUCUCUCAGACCAUCAUCUAUCCCAUGGAGGUGCUGAAAACCCGUCUGGCAUUGAGGAAAACGGGUCAAUAUACUGGCAUAGCCGAUGCUGCGGCCAAGAUCUACAGGCAGGAGGGUGCCCGGAGUUUUUAUCGUGGAUUUGUCCCAAAUAUCCUGGGUAUCCUGCCGCAUGCCGGCAUCGAUCUGGCCCUGUACGAGACUCUGAAGCGUCAGUAUAUCGCCAGUCAUGAGAGCAACGAGAAGCCUAACUUUUUGGUGCUCCUCGGUUGUGGCAGCACAUCGAGUGCCUUGGGCCAGCUGUGCUCCUACCCGUUGGCCCUCGUCCGGACUCGGCUGCAGGCGCAGGACGCCGAAACGAUUGCCAAUGAGGAGGCGCAACGGCAGAAGCAGAUCCCCAUGACAAUGCGGGGUCAGUUCCGGAAGAUUGUCAGAAAGGAGGGUCUGGUGGGUCUGUAUCGCGGCAUUAUGGCCAACUUUCUCAAGGUCCUGCCUGCGGUGUCCAUCAGCUAUGUGGUCUACGAGUACUCCAGCACUGUGUUGGGCAUUAAAAUGUCCUGAGAUAUCCUUCAUUUUUUGUUUGGCGUUGGAAAAGGAAUG
Molecule: messenger RNA, 1670 nt
Organism: Drosophila kikkawai
Lineage: Eukaryota; Metazoa; Arthropoda; Insecta; Diptera; Drosophilidae
Product: mitochondrial adenyl nucleotide antiporter SLC25A24-B-like
Biological process (GO): ATP transport; transmembrane transport; ADP transport
Cellular component (GO): mitochondrial inner membrane
Molecular function (GO): calcium ion binding; ATP transmembrane transporter activity
Source: RefSeq, a predicted model, not a curated record